AUGGGAACAAAGAAGAAAGCUUCCUGUCCGGGACUUGGUCUGUUUUAUACCUUACUGUCUGCCUUCCUUUUCUCGUUGACCUCUUUAUUUCUAAAAAAAAUAGAAGAUGUGCACUCAGUGGAAGUGAGCGCGUUUCGAUGCGUUUUCCAAAUGGCAUUUGUUCUUCCUGGUUUAAUAUACUACAAAACAGGGUUUUUGGGACCAAAAGGUAAAAGAAUCUUUCUCUUCUUCCGAGGAUUCUUUGGUUCUAGUGCAAUGAUUCUUCUCUACUAUGCUUUCCAAGUAAUGCCUCUAGCUGAUGCCACUGCUCUAACUUUUACCAGUCCUGUUUUUACGUCAUUGCUGGCUUGGAUCUUUCUCAAAGAGAAAUACAGUAUUUGGGAUCUUCUGUUUACCCUCUUCACAAUCACUGGAGUGGUCCUGAUUGCCAGACCACCAUUUAUUUUUGGGUCGAACGCUAUGGGGAUUGAAGGAAGUUACACAGAUCAUCUUAAAGGAACUAUAGCAGCAAUUACAAGUGCGGUAUCUACAGCUUCAACUUUUGUUAUACUGAGAAAGGUGGGAAAAUCUGUGCAUUAUUUUUUGUCUAUUUGGUAUUAUGCAGUAAUUGGUUUAACUGGAUGUGUUAUAGCAUUGUUUCUUAUGAAUGAAUGGAGUUUACCAUAUUGUGGUAAAGAUAGAGUCCUUCUAAUAUUAAUAGGCCUUCUAGGGUUAGGGGGUCAGAUAUUUCUCACAAAAGCAUUACAGAUAGAGAAAGCUGGACCUGUUGCCAUAAUGAAAACAAUGGAUGUGGUGUUUGCUUUUAUUUUACAGAUUCUUUUUCUUAAUCGUCUACCAACUUGGUGGACUGUGGGUGGUGCCCUUUGUGUAAUAGCUAGUAGUUCUGGAACUGCCCUUCGUAAGUGGCAACAAAGUUCAAAAAAAGCUAAACAGAAUGAAAUCUAACAAUGCAGACGCUACUUCAUUACAGAAGCAUAAAUAAUCUUGAAAAAUACAAUAUUAUUUAUUUUAAAUAUUUCAUUUAUCAAAUUAUAGUAUCCAGUUAUACCUGAUAAAAGUUUAUUUUUCUUUUUAAAACAAAAUCAAAGCCGUCUAGACAACUGACUAGGUAUCCGCUUUUUCGUCUUAUAUUUAGGCAUGCAAGUAUGAGGAGUAGGAAGAUCUUUACAAGUUGCUUGCUUCCCAUCUUAAACUGGAAAAUAGUUGUUGGACAGGCACUUAUUUUCCUUUAGUUUUUACUCCUGAUUCUCCACUUCUUGGACCCUGUUUCUUUUCUCCUGAGAAGUGGGAAUCAAGGUCUUACAAGCUAAUUUGGUAUUAUUCUGUGCUUCGUUUCCGGAGGGACUGCAGUGCAAAAAAGCUAGACUACAAUGAAGAAUUACAGCCCUAUAAACAUCCAACUUUCAUAGGACAGAUAAGGCUUGCAUAUUUACAACCCUUCUAAUAUUUUUGGACAAAACAGAUGCCAAAUAUGUAAGGAUUUAUUUUUGAUUGAGCUCUAAGUGAACAAAGGAUGUUUCAUCUUUCCAAGUACUGUCAAGAGAAAAUGUAAUGUGAAAAUUAUCAGCUUUACUUUCUUAAAAAAAAAAAAAGUUAAAUAUUUUGCACUCAAUUUACUAACAUAAUGAAAUAACCAACUAUCAUCAUUUUAAUGUAAUGUUCCUGAUAACUAUUUCUUUAGUUUCUGCAGUCUUGGUGAUUAGAGACAGUAGUUAUUUGUAUACCACUUGUAAAUUAGCUGUUUCUUGUGGUAUCGAAUGUUACACUCUAGCUGCACUCUUCUUUAGUCUAUGCAAAAGAUUAUCUUCAUUUUUUUAAAAGUUUUUAAUACAGAUUAAUUUAAAUGCUGCUUAUGACUGCAUUGUUUUUGUACAAAAAAUCUUUACAAGACAAAGUUUUAAGUUGUCUUGACCUUCAUAAAGUUAGGUAAAUGCUUUAUUGUAAACCCUUCUAUUUCCUAGGAAUAUACUGGAGAGCGCAAGACUAAUCAUGUUUUCUGACAGAAAAUGAGAGUUGGCUAAGGUCAUAGUGGAGGGUGGAGUUAGGCAUACAUGACUCAUGACGUGGAGGCCUGCACCCUGCAUCAGACAGGGCUAGCUGAUAGCUUCAACCUCAUUUCUCCAGCUGCCCCUGUUAAAUCUGCAGCUAGCCACUUGCACAGUUUCUCAUUUUGGUAGACUGUAUCUUUAUAGCGACAAAUACUAAGGAAAAACUGAGUCCUGUUGUUGAUCUCUGUUUCC
Molecule: messenger RNA, 2240 nt
Organism: Struthio camelus australis
Lineage: Eukaryota; Metazoa; Chordata; Aves; Struthioniformes; Struthionidae
Source: RefSeq, a predicted model, not a curated record